GACGGCGCAAGCUUAUAAUAAGCGCCAUGGAAUCGUAUAAACACAUACAGCGUCCAUAAGAGCACCCAUCUGGCAAAUCGUCUUCCCUGAGGAAGUCCCAGCCUACCCCCGACCGUGAUGUUCACCUCCAUCGCGUCCACUCUCUCACUCAGCUUGCUAAAAGCAUGUAUUGUAAUCCUCUUGAUUUUGGUAGCAAGAGGAUUCCUGUGGUUGAUUAACAUGAUGGUCGUAGCACCUAUGUUUGACCCGCUCAAGAAGAUUCAGGGACCCGACGGUUCUCCGCUGCAGAACCACUUUCGUGAGGUCAUGGACCCCAGCGUAUCUCCAAAUACGCAUGAGAAGUGGGUCAAGUCAUUCGGGAAGACAUUCAGAUUUCAUGGGUUCGGUAGGCAUGACUUUCGUCUCCUCUCCGUCGACUUUUGCGUUAUGUCGCAUAUCCUCAACUCACCGAUCUAUGAGAAACCAUGGCAAACGCGAACAUUACUGACGAACCUUUUUGGGCGCGGUGUUUUUACCAUGGAAGGUGCCGAGCACAAAGCUUUAAGGAAGCUGAUUGCACCAGCCUUCUCAACUCAAUCAAUUAAAGCCAUGGCUCCCAUAUUCUUCCAGAAAGCUGAAGAAUUACGGGACAAAUUGGAGAGUCUUGCGUCUUCUCCCACAUUAGUCGAGGAUGCAAAAUUCCCUCCUCUUCCUGCACCACCCUAUUCUCCUUCUCCUUCUUUUGCCGAGGCGGUAAUCGACGUCGCCCACUGGUUCUCCCGUGCAACAUUCGACGUGAUAGGUUUGGCAGGCUUUGACUACCACUUUCAUGCUCUCCAGUGUGAAUCAGAAGAAGUCUACUUGGCAUACAGAAAUAUUUUCAGGAUCGCUGACAAGGGUCCCAAAUUACGAGAACUUGUCCAGCUUUAUUUCCCGAUGAUCCAGAAGAUAUUUCCUAAUGAAGCCACGCGCAUCACAGAUGAAAGUCAACGCGUAAUCAGCAAAGCUGGUCAACAGCUCAUCCAAAGCAAGAAGUGCGCCAUUCUUGCUGAAAAAGCGAGUUCGAGCGAGAUCAAAGAAAAAGACAUUCUCAGUCUACUCAUCAAAUCAAACCUGUCGGCGGAUGUUUCUGGGCGACUCUCUGACGCAGAUAUUCUAUCCCAACUCUCGACGCUCCUUUUCGCCGGCUCUGACUCUACAUCUCUUACUAUGUCCUGGUGCAUCCACCUCCUUUCCCUCCACCCUGAUGUCCAAGGUCGCCUACGCUCUGACUUAAACUCGAUAUCUCCUUGCGCAUCCAAUUCUUCAUCGGUGUCAGGCUAUUCUGCAUCGACACACGCAGAAGCCAUUGAUGGGCUUCCUUUCCUCGACGCAGUAGUCCGUGAGACACUGCGUCUGUGUCCUCCCGUCCAUGGUACAAUGCGAGUUGCUACUCGCGAUGACAAUAUCCCGAUAUCUUCACCCAUAGUUCUUCGUAAUGGCACGAUCAUUCAACCGGGCGAGACCAUCCAUAUCCGCAAAGGCUCUUACGUGCACAUUCCCAUCGAGGCUUUGAAUUUUAGCACUGACAUCUGGGGCGAGGAUGCAAGAAUAUUUAACCCUGAUCGUUGGUCUUCUCUGCCUCACCCUGCACGAGCUCCCUCUCAUCCAGGAAUCGCGAACUUGAUGACGUUCUCAUUCGGUCCACAUGCUUGUCCAGGCUGGAAGUUCUCGAUGUUGGAAACCAAGAUAUUCCUGGCGUCUCUCAUCCCUCAUUUUGUUUUCGAGCCUGCUACAGAUAUACAAAAUUUUAACGCGAUUCUGACGCGGCCCUACGUGUACGAUCAAUUUGAAUUCGGCACGCGGCUACCUGUGAAGAUUGGACGAGUAAAUCUCUGAUAUUCGUAGAUGGGUGUGUUUCAAGGUCCUGUUGUAGCAAAUCGGUUUUGUAUUUUUAGUCUAUCCUUACA
This is a messenger RNA of Suillus subalutaceus, 1928 nucleotides long. Its product is annotated as cytochrome P450. Lineage: Eukaryota; Fungi; Basidiomycota; Agaricomycetes; Boletales; Suillaceae. The coding region runs from base 118 to 1857 and encodes 579 amino acids. The record is from RefSeq and is a predicted model, not a curated record. Gene Ontology annotation, molecular function: oxidoreductase activity, acting on paired donors, with incorporation or reduction of molecular oxygen; monooxygenase activity; iron ion binding. The transcript has 8 exons.